Messenger RNA from Racocetra persica, 3635 nucleotides. Lineage: Eukaryota; Fungi; Glomeromycota; Glomeromycetes; Diversisporales; Gigasporaceae. The record is from the annotation of a GenBank genome assembly.
CAUUACGUAUUAGACCACUAACGGCUGAUGAGCUGGUUACUUUACCCGCACCACUUCAAAAAAAUGUUCUUUCUACAACACCAUUCACUCCAAAUCAAGUCACCGUUCAAGGAGAAAGAAAACAAGCGUAUAUGUUCGAUCACGUUUUCGGACCAGAAACAUCACAAAAAGAGAUCUAUGAUCGUGCCGUAAUGAAUUUGGUGGAUAAAUUCUUGGACGCGUAUGGACAUGCGUCAUCAGGCAAAACGCAUACACUCGGGUUGUCAGGUGACAUUCCUCAAUCGAACGAUUCGAAGGGUAUAAUUCCGAGAGCAAUGGCCACACUGUUCUCCUGCAUAAAUUCAGCUCAGUACAAAGCGAGAAAAUUUGUUAUGAGAAUUUCAUUUGUAGAAAUACAUGAUGAUGAAUUAAUUGAUCUUCUUGGUGAUAAAGACUCUCAAGUUCUUAUUCGUGAAGAUUCAAAUAGUCGAAUACAUUGGAAAAAUCUAAAAGAGAUUAAAGUUAACAGCGUGGAAGAAAUAAUGGGACUUUUGUCUCGUGGUGUAUUAAACCGAAAAAUUUCAACACCGGAUACGAAUGCUGGCACAUCGCAAGGACAUUUUGUUUUUACGGUGACACUUUCGCAGCAAAAGUUUGUCCCGUUAAAUGGUAUGCCAACUAAUUCUAGUCACAUACCACCAACCGUUCCAAAAUUUAAUUUUGGAAUAUCAAAAUCAAGGGAAGAUAUAAAGACAAAUAAACAUCAUGAUGGUGAAUGGAUUGCUGUAACAAGUAAAUUUCAUUUUGUGGAUUUGGCUUGGAAGAAUAUGAGUAAUAAUACCUUGGUGAAUUCACAAGAAAAAGAAAAUAAUUCACUUAAUUCGGCCAUCCUUCCUUUAGGAAAUGUUAUUAGCUCUCAAGGAAUGUCAAUAAAAGUACCUGAUAAAGAGUAUAAACAUACACGUAUACUCAAAGAUUAUCUUGGUAAUAACGCUCAAUCAUUAGUUAUAUCAUGUGUCCCUCCUGCAUUAAAUCAAAUCAAGGAAACUAUAAAUACCUUGGAUUAUGCAACUCAAGCACGAAAUCUCAAGAAUACUUCUGUAGUUCAUCAUGAGGUGGGGUGGCAUAACUUGGAACACCUACAGGACCUUGUUUUGAAACUCAGAACUGAAGUAAGGGCACUGCGUGCAUCUGCCAGGGCAAACCCUGACGCUUCUAUUUCAGAUUUAACUUCUUCAACCCUUGAUAUGCAAUUGAUAGAGAAACAAUACACUCAGGACUCUCAAACAACGAGAGAUCUUAAUGGAAUCAUGAUCAAUCAAAAUGAUCAAAAAGAUAAAGAUAUUGAUGAACUUGAAGAAAAAUUGUCCCAUCUUCAACGUUCUUACGCCAAAAUUUCAAAAGACUUGCCAGUUAAUAACACUAAUAAUUCAGAUAGUAAUUUAUCAGAUAUUAAUUUAUUGGCAAAACAUUUAGAAUCAUUAAAAGACGAGGACGAAUCAUGUUUUAUUCAACGUGUAUUGCCUAGUUUCCAGAAGGCAAUUAGUCCUGUGAUUCAAGAAUAUGAAAAAUCCAUCACUUCACUUGAAAAUCAACUUUCACUUGUCCGUACAGCUUUAAAUCAUUCUGAAAACAUGAUGCGAUUACAAGAAGAUAAACUACAAGAAGCUGAAGAACUUAAUAAUCAAAAUAGAAAUUUGAUUAAUGACCUUAAAACAAAGAUUUCUAAGUUAACUGAACGAGAAGAAUCAACUGAGAAUUAUAUAAAAGACCUUGAAGCAAAACUUGAUUCUGAAGUAAUGGUUAAAAAGAAAGAUCAAGAAAUUAUUAAUGAACUUAAAAAUCAAAUCAACAAAAUGAGUGCUGAAGAUAGAAAUACUGAAAACCGUAUCGAUUCUAUUGAAACACAUUUGGAAUAUAAUGAGAAUCAAAUUGCUGCAGCAAGUCAAACUGCAAAAGAUCUUGAAAAGGCACUAUGCGAAAAGGAUGAAGCAUAUGUCUCUUUAAAAAAGAGAUUAGAAAAGCAACAUAUUAUUAAUGAUGAGGAAAAGAAAUGGUUAAUUGGAGAAAUUGAAAUGCGAGAUCAUAGAAUCUCAUUGUUGGAAAAGAAAGUUGAUGAUUUGGUCAACGAAAUCGCACGUUUAAAACAAUCUCAUGCUGAUGCUAAUUGCAAUUCUCACUCAGAGAAUCAUUCUAGGUCGUCAUCUUUAUCAUCAGUUGAUAAUGUAUCUUUUACUGAUCAACCUAAAUUUGGAUCAAUAAUGCAAUUUAAAGAUUUUUCUUCAGUUUCGCAACUCGAAUCAAAACUAAGUGAUCUUCAAAAGAUACACCAUGAGACAAUGUGCGAAUUGGAAGAUAUCAAGAAUAAAUACCAAACUUGCCUUAAAGAACUUACUAACCUUCAUGUUCAAUCAUCAUCAAUGACUUCACCCGAUAAUUCAGACGUUGCCCCAACAAUAAUCUCGGAAAAUAUAAGUGAAAUCUUAGAUUACUCUCCAAGACAUCAUGUGAAUUAUCAUAAGGCAAGAUCAAAAUCAGCAGAAAUUCAGGGAUCAAAGAAACAUGAUCUCACAAAUGCUGCGAUAAUUCAAAAUCUUCAAAUAGAAUUAAGACAAUUAGAAGUUCUUCAUGCUGACAAAGCACGUGGUUUAGAUACUAUGAAGCAAGAAUUUGCUCGGCUUGAAAUUAACUAUCGUGAAACUCUUGAAAUAGUCGAAGAACUUAGGGAAGAAAUAAAGCAUAGAGAUGCUAGGGGACAACAGGGACCUGUUUCUGCAGUUAUAUCAGAAUAUACUCAAACAGAUGGAAAUUAUUCAAUGACGACCCUAAGCCAGACCAAUCAGCAUGAGCUCAUACAAAAACUUAAAGAAGAAAUAGAACAUCUCGAAGAAGAACAAAGGAUUGCACUUGAAACUCUUGCCGCACAUAAAAAGCAUUAUAAUAUUGAUGCGGUAACAAGGAUACAAACAAGCAUCGUAGAACUUAAAGCUGAUAUACAUCGAAUUUUAGAGUGUGAUCAAGAUUCUGAUAAAUCACAUGUUGAUACUGUGAAUCGGUUACAAUCUAGAUUGAAGGAACUAGAAGAACAGUUAAUAAAGGAACAAGAAGCUACUGGACGAUCUCAAUUUAAUGAGGGUGUUGAAACUCCUUUCGAUGCAUUACAACAAACGGAACAGGCCAAUAUCAUCUUGAUGCUUCAACAACAAGUGAGCAAACUUCAAAAUGAAAUUGAAGUAAAAGGCCAUGUUAUAGCUGUCCUAAAAUCUCCAUCAAUUGAUCAACAACAUAUCAUUGAAAGACUUGAAGAUGAAUUACAUUACUUGAAAGAAGUUCAACGACUCGCUGUUGAAGCAAAAAACAAGUUAUCUGUGGCGUCUGAAAGGGAAGAGACUAAAAUCGGAGAUGAGAUUGUCAAAAAAGUUGGAAGUCUUGAAGCUCAAUUAGAAAUGACAAAAGAAAUGCAAGUUAAAUCAUACAUUGAUUCUUCACAAAGGGCUGUUGACAUUCUUCAAGAAAAACUAACAACUCUUCAACAUAAACUUGAUGCCAAGUCUGAGACUAUUGAAACUUUACAAUUUGAGCAAGAUUUCGCAUCUGUUCUCCAAGAACAUCUUGACAAUUUGAAAAAUGAUAUUCAAAAAAAAAAUCUGAUGUGA